GGUACAGAAAACAGAACAGACCUUGAAGACCUGCACCUUUACGCCACUCCACGGGAGCAGCGGUUUCGUAGGUUUGCCAGUCUGGAAUUCGAGGGACAGCUGUAUAUGACUCCAUAUGACUUCAUUCAGGCUGUCACGAAUGAUGAACCUAAACAUGCUAAAAAGUGGAGAUCCCUUUCAAAGCAGGAAUUGAAUCAAAUACUUAUGGAGACACCGCCAGUUUGGAAAGGAUCAUCUAAACUUUUCCGUAAUCUCAAUGAGAAAGGUGUAAUAUCUUACACAGAAUAUUUGUUCCUCUUAUGUAUUUUAACAAAGCCACAUGCAGGUUUUAGAAUUGCUUUCAACAUGUUUGAUACUGAUGGCAAUGAGAUGGUGGACAAAAAGGAAUUCUUAGUGCUGCAAGAGAUUUUCAGGAAAAAAAAUGAGAAGAGAGAAAGAAAAGGAGAUGAAGAAAAACGUGCGCUGCUUCGUCUUCAACUUUAUGGAUAUCAUACUUCUACUAACAGUGUACUUAAAACAGAAGGAGAGGACCUUGUCCCCAGAAGCUACUGGGAUACUUUGAGACGUAGCACAAGCCAAGCACUCUUUUCAGACCUUGCAGAGCGUGCUGAUGAUAUUACAAGUUCACUGUCGGAUACUACACUGCUGGUACACUUUUUUGGCAAGAAGGGAAAAGCUGAACUGAACUUUGAAGAUUUUUAUAGAUUCAUGGAUAACCUACAAACUGAAGUUCUAGAGAUUGAAUUCCUUUCCUACUCUAAUGGGAUGAACACCAUCAGUGAGGAGGACUUUGCCCAUAUUCUUCUGAGAUAUACAAAUGUGGAAAAUACAUCAAGUUACCUGGAAAACAUGCGCUGCAGGAUCCCCGAAGAAAAGGGUAUCACAUUUGAUGAGUUCAGGUCAUUCUUCCAAUUUUUGAACAACCUAGAAGACUUUACAAUUGCAAUGCAAAUGUAUAAUUUUGCAAGUCGUUCCAUAGGUCAAGAUGAAUUCAAGCGUGCUGUAUAUGUAGCCACUGGGCUGAAGCUUUCCCCACACUUGGUGAACACAGUGUUCAAGAUCUUUGAUGUCGACAGAGAUGACCAGUUGAGUUAUAAAGAGUUCAUCGGCAUUAUGAAAGACAGACUUAAUCGAGGCUUCAGGGAGACCCCAAAAUACGGUUGGAACGAUUAUUAUUCCUGUGUGAUGACGGUAACCGGCGAACAUCUCAGAGAUCUGUGGAAGCAAUUUCGGAGACGUGAUAUGCUGAGAUAAAGAAAGAGCAACUGUGGGCACCAGUUCUACCUAUUUAAUCCUCUGUACACUGAAUGAAGAACAAACCCAAGUGCAUCCUGACUCUUGCAGCUGCAGUAGAUAACACAGGAUUUUUUUUUCCCCACUUAAUACAGCAAUCACAAGCUUUCACAGUCACUUCUCAGCAUGUAUUUUAUUUAAGCAAUGAAGUAACUAUCAUCUGAUUGACAGGACUUUUUGUUAAGAACAUACCUUAAGCAGUUUAGCUUUUAAAAGGAAACAAAAAGUGUUCCACCUGGGUAAGCUCAUCUUUGGGCAAUGAAGAGAAGAUGCCUAUAGGGACUGUGAAUCGGCUUUCUGAAGAGCACUAGUAAGAGCUCGUGCUAGAUUGGGAAUGAGAGUAAAUUAUGUAGCAUAACAAUUAUAUACAGGUUGAAUGUAUAAAUUAAGCUUUUAGAAGCUAACAAAGCUGUUAUUUUUAAAAAGGGUAAACUUCUGUUUCAAUUAUAAUGUGAAUGCUGGGUAUUUACCUAAGAAAGGUACUGUAUGGACUGAAAUGGUCAAAUGCCGUAAGUCUUAUUGUUAUAUUUGUUAACUUAUCUUUUAAAAGUAUUAAUUUUAAGAUGUUUUAUGGCAAUAUGUUGAAAAGGAAGUGUCAAAAAAUUCUAAUUCAUGUUAAGUAACACAACACCAUGAGAUAUUUAUCAUAAACUUUAUUUCCAUACAUAUAAAUUCAGUGAUACAUUUCCAGUAGAGUACGAUUUCAUGUGUUUCUUGUGAAUAGUGCACUUAUUUAUAUGAGGUAAUACAUGGCACUGUGCUAACCUGCUACUCUGGAAUGCAGCUUCUGAAAAAUAGACAUGUGAUAUCCUUGUGCUUGUGUCAAAGAAAAAGCAAAGCAAAAUAUGAAUGCGUAUUCAUGAGAGCAAUGCGCACUAAAUAAUAUUAUUUGAAUAUUAUGAAUGAAAUGUUAAUUUUGCUAAGGUUGUGGACACUGCAGGCCAUCAGURGCCACCGUGAUCUUUUGUGCCCUGCUUUCUAUGUUGCUGAAAUACCCUAAAGACCCUCUGGUACAUUGGUUUUUAUCASAUCUUCUAUAUUUUUUCUUUGCAAUUCAGCAGCAGAGGGUUUUUUUACUCCCUUUCAGGAUGGAUCAUGUAACGUGAAUUAAACCCAAGCAAAUGUGAGCACAUAGUUUUSAAAAGGUUCACUGGACAUUUUACUAUCUUGCAUCUAGUCAGAAACAAUCUGUGCAUUGAAAUAUUUAGAGCUGCCUGCACACUAAAAUUAGUAUCAGUUUUUUUCAGAAAGGAAGUAUUUGAUAUGGUCAUCCAGUUAAAAUACAGAUUURAUAUUUAGAUUCAAAAUAAGGGAUUUUAAUCUUUGACUUUCACAAAUACAUGUAGGAACUUCUGAAAAA
Molecule: messenger RNA, 2653 nt
Organism: Nothoprocta perdicaria
Lineage: Eukaryota; Metazoa; Chordata; Aves; Tinamiformes; Tinamidae
Gene: MICU3
Product: mitochondrial calcium uptake family member 3
Exons: 13
Coding region: 106-1254 (382 amino acids)
Biological process (GO): calcium import into the mitochondrion; mitochondrial calcium ion homeostasis
Cellular component (GO): uniplex complex
Molecular function (GO): calcium ion binding
Source: RefSeq, a predicted model, not a curated record